AUGGCUUCCUACUCACGAUUGCCUGGUGCUCUCGUCUUUUUUUUGUUGUACCUUCAAUGUUUUUGUAAUGUGGUCAGGGGUCAGGGCCAAACACUCCCUGGAUUUGGAGAUACAGUUCAAAUACUUGGAGGUAUGGAACGUACAGACCAAGAUUUCCAAGACGGCCUCACUCUCGACAUCCUAUCCCCUAAGAACCGCACCGUCGUCGUAACCCAGAACAAAGCACCCCUCUCCUCCGUCUACAUGGAAGGCACCACAGGCGGCCCCUUUGUCCCCUUAUCCAACUACUCCUAUAUCAUCAAGACGAGCGACCAAGCCGCCGACCUCAUUGCCAAAAUCGAAAUCCCUUACGAUCCCGCCGUACUUGCACAACAAGGCAUCCAAGAGUCCAACACCUACGUCGCUUCACUAGCCCCUGACGGAAAAGCAUGGAUCGUAAAUGACUCCACGCGCAACGUGCAUCGCAGCGAGAACAAUACCCGUAUCGUCAAGAUGACCUCCAUAGAAGGCGAGUAUAUAAUCGUCGGGCGUAAGAGUGUUGAUUCCGCCAAUAUUUUCGUGCAGUACGGUCAAGGCGAUACACGGACGGUUAAUUUCACAGGGGGAACGGGCAACCAGUGCGCGGAGUUUAUCGACGGGAUGCGCUUCACUGUGAAGACGGACCAGGAUUUGAAGAUGAAUGUUGCGAUUAAGGAGGGCGUUAAUCCGGGUACGCUGCCGGCCAAUACGGUGUCCUUGAACUCAUUCAUGUGGAUCGUUAAUACGAGUGCGCCGUUUUCAAAGGUAGACGCUGAGAUGGAUAUUCCUUUCAACAGGAAAAUGCUCGUUGCGAUGAGACCAGAUGGCUCUUCACCGUCGACUAUGCUACAGGUUGGCAGACGCGCGCUCAAUGCUACUAGUGGGACUUUCUUGCCUCUUAACCGGGACGCACAGUAUGUGAGGGAGUUGCCAGAGGACAGGAUUGUCGUACCUCAAGUGAAUCAGUUAGAUGGACAGUACAUCAUUUUGGUUGGGCAGCCGAAGGCAGUUGGUGAAACCCUUCCUCAAGCAGCAAUUAUAAAGCCCGGGAAGAGAAAUUCGAAGAGGAGAGAGAGGAGGAGGUGGAUACCUGGUUUCUAG
Messenger RNA from Drepanopeziza brunnea f. sp. 'multigermtubi' MB_m1, 1119 nucleotides. RefSeq lists its product as uncharacterized. The record is from RefSeq and is a predicted model, not a curated record. NCBI's taxonomy places the organism in Eukaryota, Fungi, Ascomycota, Leotiomycetes, Helotiales, Drepanopezizaceae.